Molecule: messenger RNA, 693 nt
Organism: Clonostachys byssicola
Lineage: Eukaryota; Fungi; Ascomycota; Sordariomycetes; Hypocreales; Bionectriaceae
Source: the annotation of a GenBank genome assembly
AUGACUGCCAAGUCAUGGCAAGGCGCCCGAAGCGGGUCCUGCGGCGCGUGCACGCAGCAAGGUGCUGGAGUCGACCCUGCCACACCCACGUUUUGCGUCGAAAAUUAUCCCGCAUCAUCAUCAUCAUCAAUGACAAGACUGCCAAGCGAUGCCGAACACAAACAAGACGAAAAUGACACACCGACUAAACCAACGAUCCCUCGAUUUCCAGGGCGCCUCGGAUCUUUCAAUGACUACGUAUCGAUAAUGGCGACAGAGAUGUCCUUUCUCGAAAAUAACGGCUUCUUAGCAGCCGCAGCCGUUGUGGUUGUGCUACAAGAGACGACAGUCCAACGCCUCCUCAUUCGCCAAAGGGACCCUCAAGUACGUGAAGACGCGAUAAUUCGGCUCCGGCGAUGCAGAGACACCAUCAAGAAGCUCAGAGGUCGCCAAACUUCUCUCGGGCAUCGAGCAGACCAUCUCGAUCGCGUUCUACUCGAGAUCAGGAAGGAUAUCCAACAUUUUGACAAGGCCGAUCCCCCUAUGGAAGCCCACCUGCCUGCAAAUACGACCCUGGGACCAUCACCCUUAUCGUCUGGUCUACUCACGCAAGCGACAAUCCCAGACCAGCCAUCACCAUCACUAGUUUUUGACGAUGUCAUCAAUUUUGCGCAUGACGAAUUGGAGCUUGAGGUAGGCGUCACUGCGAAAUAG